Molecule: messenger RNA, 834 nt
Organism: Xenopus tropicalis (tropical clawed frog)
Lineage: Eukaryota; Metazoa; Chordata; Amphibia; Anura; Pipidae
Product: extensin-like
Exons: 1
Coding region: 1-834 (277 amino acids)
Source: RefSeq, a predicted model, not a curated record
AUGGUUCUACUCCCCGUGCCCUCACCCUACUCUUCUGUACCGGCCGUUCUACUCCCCGCGCCCUCACCCUAUCCCUCCGUACCGGCCGUUCUACUCCCCGCGCCCUCACCCUAUCCCUCCGUACCGGCCGUUCUACUCCCGCGCCCUCACCCUAUCCCUCCGUACCGGCCGUUCUACUCCCCGCGCCCUCACCCUAUCCCUCCGUACCGGCCGUUCUACUCCCCGCGCCCUCACCCUAUCCCUCCGUACCGGCCGUUCUACUCCCCGCGCCCUCACCCUAUCCCUCCGUACCGGCCGUUCUACUCCCCGCGCCCUCACCCUAUCCCUCCGUACCGGCCGUUCUACUCCCCGCGCCCUCACCCUAUCCUCCGUACCGGCCGUUCUACUCCCCGCGCCCUCACCCUAUCCCUCCGUACCGGCCGUUCUACUCCCCGCGCCCUCACCCUAUCCCUCCGUACCGGCCGUUCUACUCCCCGCGCCCUCACCCUAUCCCUCCGUACCGGCCGUUCUACUCCCCGCGCCCUCACCCUAUCCCUCCGUACCGGCCGUUCUACUCCCCGCGCCCUCACCCUAUCCCUCCGUACCGGCCGUUCUACUCCCCGCGCCCUCACCCUAUCCCUCCGUACCGGCCGUUCUACUCCCCGCGCCCUCACCCUAUCCCUCCGUACCGGCCGUUCUACUCCCCGCGCCCUCACCCUAUCCCUCCGUACCGGCCGUUCUACUCCCCGCGCCCUCACCCUAUCCCUCCGUACCGGCCGUUCUACUCCCCGCGCCCUCACCCUAUCCCUCCGUACCGGCCGUUCUACUCCCCGCGCCCUCACCCUAUUCCCCUAG